AUGUGUUCUCCGAUUUCGGCUCUCUCUCAUCUGAAAGUGCCGGCGAGCAGGUACGACUUCGACUUGAACGAGCAUUUCUUAUUCCAUGGGGCUGUACCAUCGACCCUAGCGGAGAUAUGCAGAGGUGGGUUCAAUCCGCAGAUGGGGGGCGAGACUUCUGGUAAGCUCUUCGGCACCGCUUCUUACUUCGCUGCGAAUUCUUCAAAAAGCGACGAUUACACAGAAGAUCGCGUAAAUCAGUUGGAAAAGAAUGCCAAGAGGACCUUAAUGGUUGCCCGCGUUGCCCUUGGGGAGUCUUUUCGCGCGUCAGAGCCCAUGCCGCAGAUCAACAGACCUCCAGACGACGACGAAGGCGUGGUCUUUGAUUCGAUAUGGGCUGAUACAUCGAGACAAGGUGGCUGCGUGGAUCAUAUCGAAGUUAUGGUAUUUUCGGAGGCGCAGGUACUGCCGGUGGCGCUCGUGGACUACCGGCAUGCAGUCGGCUGCACGUGCGCCUUUUGCCGGAGGCGUCCUUGA
Molecule: messenger RNA, 516 nt
Organism: Prorocentrum cordatum
Lineage: Eukaryota; Dinophyceae; Prorocentrales; Prorocentraceae
Source: the annotation of a GenBank genome assembly